Messenger RNA from Diatraea saccharalis (sugarcane borer), 2227 nucleotides. The record is from the annotation of a GenBank genome assembly. Lineage: Eukaryota; Metazoa; Arthropoda; Insecta; Lepidoptera; Crambidae.
GACAACAGUGUAACGAAGAGACGCAGCGCGGUUGGAGCAUACUCCUCGACCAUUUCUCUCCCUUUCCCUCGGCCACAGUGUAUCGCAUCGCAUACCUGCGGACCUUUUUUUGUUGACGCUCCCCCCGCCGGCCGGCUCGGGCUCUCGUGCGCACGCUCACAACGUCUCGAGUCGCGCCUCCGUAAGCGUGUUCGCGUAUCACGACCGGACAUCGGCGCCCGCGCGUAAACAUUCUCGUCUACAAUGACAUCUUUCAUUAUCUGAUUCACAGGAUAUCUUCGACAAAAAUGAAGUGCUUUGUUGCCGUUCUAAUUAUAGUGACUCUCGCGACCGAUGCUGUCUCCGAGGCGUCAGUGCGAACAUGUGAACCCAUAAAAGUGGCAAUGUGCAAGAACAUAGGAUACAACCAGACCGGAAUGCCCAAUCUGGCACGACACACUCUCCAGGCUGACGCGGAUGUUACGUUACAGACUUUCAGCCCUCUAGUGCAGUAUGGGUGCUCCUCUCAAUUGGACUUAUUCUUGUGCACUGUGUACGUUCCUAUGUGUACUGAUAAAGUUGCACUUCCCAUUGGGCCCUGCAGAGGACUUUGUGAAAGCGUGUAUGAAAGGUGUUAUCCUGUACUUAGUGAGUUCGGUUUUCAAUGGCCCGCGGAACUAGACUGUUCUCUUUUUCCCGCAGAGAAUAACCACGAGCAUAUGUGUAUGGAAGGACCAGGUGAACGAACAGCGCCUGUCGGGACUGUGACUCUAGAUUCUGUAAAUGCAGGCGGAAGAAGUGCUUGCCGGAGACUAAUCAAGCCCAAUAGUUGGGUAUGGGUUCGGGGAUCUAGCCGUUGCGCACAAUUUUGCGAGGCUGAAGUACUUUGGGAAUCUGGAGAGAGACGAGCAGCUGAAGUGUGGCUAGCGACUUGGGCUGCACUUAGUUUUGCAUGUACCUUGGCGGCUGUCGGUGCUCAGCUAGCCUGUGGGGACCGUGGUAGUGCCGGAGAAAGAGCCUUGGUGCUGGUGGCGCUAUGUCGUUGUGCCGCCGCCGCCGGCUGGGGCGUUCGUGCGGCCGCGGGCCGGACAGCUGCUGGCUGUGCUAAGGACUCCACGACACCUACUCGCAUGCUGCUAGCUCAUGAUGGCCUUGCCAAUCCAAACUGCGCCGUCGUUUUCUUACUUCUCUAUUACUUCGGACUAGCAGCUUCUGUUUGGUGGGUGGUAGUAGCAGGUGCUUGGCGAGCGAGCGUGCUGCGUCCAUCAGUGACGACGUCUGGCACUGGUACACGUAACGACCGUCACUCCUCGCUGCUACAACUCGCGGCGUGGGGUGUCCCAGCAGCACUGGCAGCUGCUGUUCUUGUCACCAGAGACGUGGAUGCAGACGAACUUACCGGGACGUGCUUCGUCGGCAAUCAAUCCAGCAAGUCAUUACUGGCAUUAGUUAUCGUGCCUGAAGCAAUAUGCUUGCUGCUGGGCACCGUGUUCCUCGCGACGGGGCUUCGGGCGAUUUUGCGGCGACCAGUGCCAGUACCAGCGCCGACAGCGCUCCUGACAUCGCCACCGCAGCAGAUCACGGAUCAAACCCUGCUUAGGUUGGGUGCAUUUGCGGCACUCUAUGCUGUGCCCUCCACCUGCAUCUUAGCCACUUGGGUCUACGAGUAUGCGUGGAGGGAGGAUUGGCUAGCAGCGCCUGUUCCCACAGAGAUACCGUCGACGCAACCCCGUCCUGCUUUUUGGGUGUUCCUGUUCCGAAUAUUCGCGUCUCAAAUACUUGGAGUGAUGGUAGCAGUAUGGAUCGCCACUCCAAGACUAAAGGCCUUGUGGCGUAAAAUCGCAGGUCCUCGGAAGCCGCCCCUGACUAAAUGUCCAGCGGGACCACCGCCCACACCUUUGACUCUACAUUGUUAUGCAACACAUUCUCAUUCGUUGUCGCGAUCACAGAUGCACAAGUAUGCUACAUACAGACCUCCCCAACAACAUUCUUAUAGAAAGCCUCGACAUUACCAUUAUUCAGCGGGAGAAACGAUUCUUUGACCAAUUUCAAUGUGAACCAUAUUGCUCAAAAUGAAAAGACAAUUGUUAUUUUAAUAUAGUGAUCGCAUAACUCGCAUUUAUAGUUCUAACGUUUUUAGUGUGUCUUAUUAAUUAAUUGUUGUAGGUGCCAUUAUUUAUUUGUGAAGUGAUUGUUUAUGUUAUAAUGAUUAAUCUAAUUUAUGUAAUGUUUAGAGACUUACUCCUAA